This is a messenger RNA of Asterias rubens (European starfish), 5586 nucleotides long. RefSeq names its product UHRF1-binding protein 1-like. The transcript is spliced from 25 exons. NCBI's taxonomy places the organism in Eukaryota, Metazoa, Echinodermata, Asteroidea, Forcipulatida, Asteriidae. The coding region runs from base 160 to 5064 and encodes 1634 amino acids. The record is from RefSeq and is a predicted model, not a curated record.
GGCUGCUAAUGUGACAGAUUGUGUGUGACGAAGGCAAUGCGAACGAUUGUACAGAUCCAGAUAAAUGUUGCAGAUAGGUCGUCGGUAGUCUUCCUUCAUGGUGUAGGGUACCUUUAAGGGCUCCAAGAUUCUUUGAAAGACAAAGACUGGAAGAUCAAAAUGGCGUCCAUAAUUAAAGGCCAGAUUAUCAAGCAUCUUUCCAAGUUUGCAAAGAACCUCUCACAAGAUCGAAUCCGACUAAGCACACUAAAAGGAGAGGGAAAUCUAACAGACUUGGAGUUAGAUGAGAAAGCAUUAAUGGAAGUUUUAGAGUUUCCUUCCUGGCUGGUCCUUAACAAGGUUGUGUGCAAUAAGGUCUCCGUCAAGAUUCCUUGGACCAAGUUAAAAACACAUCCUAUCAGUAUUUAUCUGGACCAAGUAGAACUGGAGAUGGCGACAUGUCGUACACUCAGAGAAACAACGAGUACGUUACAAGACAUGACAAAUAAACAGUCUCAAGUGCCUGCAAGCAGAUAUGGUUUCCCAGAGAAGGUAGUGGAUGGCAUGUACAUUCACAUCAACUCUAUUACCGGUCUUCUAAAAUCAGACACGUUUCACAUCAACCUACAGAUUGCUCAGCUGAUUGUCCAAAGCACUACUCCACAUUGGAAACCAGCUGAUCUACGCUAUACUCGCAUCAAAGACUCCAACAAGGAACAGAUCCUUACCUUCAAAGAAGUGGAAUGGUCCACUGUUCGCCUUACAUUAGAUGCUAUUGAGACUGAUGCGGAACGGCCCACUACUCCAAUUAGGUUGAUCACAAAUCAAGGAAAGGUGCGAGUUACAAUCAAGAAGCAUGAGAUAGACUGUAGUCUCAUAUCAUCCAAGCUUCAGAUGUUACUGGAUGAUAUUCUCUGGGUUUUGACUGAUUCUCAGAUGAAGGCAGUGAUCCUUCAUCUACGAAGUCUUAUGCCUGUCAUUGAGAAAGCAGCCAAUCAGAGCAAAGCAAGGGCAGCUGAUAAAGGACAGCCCACUGCUUCUCCUUCUCCAAUGCAAGAUGACUCCACUAAUAGAACCCAUAACAUCAAGACGCAUAAGGAGCUACAGAAUCUACAGUACUUUGAGAAAUAUGACGUCCAAGAAACUUCUUAUCAUUUAUUCACACGAAGCAUUGAUCUGCAUCUGUGUGAUGAGAUGAACCAACCAGAGCAGGGAAUGGAAGAGAAGUUUAAACGUCGCAUUGAAAAUGGUGCAAUGCAGAUUGGUCUCCAUGGUUUCUCGCUGGAUUACUACCCGUUCCAUACAGCAAGUAGUAGCAGAGAACAUUGGGACUUCUAUGAUGAAGCAAUGAAGACAUCUGAUAAAUGGAUUCAUACUCUACUUGCACAUCUCAAACAACAAUAUAAAUAUGCAGCUGAUUACAUCACCAAGAAAACAGCCAAUAAGGGUCCAGUUCAGCCUGGAGGUCAGAGUUCAAAUAAAGAGCGAACGACACCCCCACCCGGACCAGAAACUGGACCUAAACCAAAAGUUCAGUGGGCAGAUGCUGAUCAGGCUAAAGGUCAUCCCCAGACCAAAGGUCAUGAGGUUAAAGGUCACCAGCAAACCAAAAUGCAGCAGCAACAGUCCUUAAAGAGCGGGCAGCAUGUCAAAGGUCAGCAAGCAAAUGCUAAAGGUCAACCUGUGAGUCGACAGAAGUCAAGGGUGAAGUUGAUGUCACAUAGCAUGGUGGUUAGACUGAGGGACUUUAAAGUUCAUACAGUGGCGGUGGGGAAGAGUGCUGGGCACCAUACCAAAACCAACAACUUCUUAUUCCAGUCAGACAAGAAGACGUUUUUUCUGCCUGGUGAAAUGCCCUCCAUUCACAUUGAGUACACUUCCUUCUACUUCCCAGAUGAGCUCAACUUCCCAGAUAUGAGCAUUGAAAGAAUUGUGCCUUCCCCGAUUGCCUACAUUCAGCUGAAUCCAGUUCAGUUUCGCUUAGACUACACAUCAGUCUUGUGGCUCAAUCAGUUCUCAUCAAAUAUUCUCCAAACACUGUCAGAUAUUGAUGAGACUGGCUCUGGGACUCUACCAGAAGGCAAAGAUCAUACCGAUAUUCGCAUUGAUGCACUCAUGCCAAAGUUCAUCUUACCAGCAGAAGUCCCUGUAGAUGGUCAGCCAGACCGUCCACCAGAGCUUCAUGUACAAAUGUCUCAAGUCACUGCUACAAACUGUCGCGUAGGGACUGGAUCAAGCAGGCCUGAUCUGUCUCAUAUCUUACAAGCUCUGCAUACCAAAAAGCUCUUCAUGGCAAACUCCUCCUUCCCUAGCACAGCUAGCGACUUGAUGACAUUACCGAGUGUGUUAUGGGAACAUGCGUACCAACCUAACUACAUCCUGCCUCAUGAGUGUGAGACAGGAAACCCUAUUGCUAACGGUAGUUUGCCAAACAAACCAGCAACUGAGUCACAGGUAGGCACGGGAGUUAAUCGCUUGACAACCUACGUCUUCAGACCUAAUGCUGUGGAUGAUGUGUGGAAUAUUAAGAUUGAGCAGAUCUGGGCAGAUUUCCAUGCUGUGCCAAGUAGUUUAGAUCGGCCCAUCCCAUUGGUUGAUCCAAUCCCAUUAAAUCUAUGGACAUGCUCGCCAAGAAGAACAAUUGAUAGCCAAUCACAGUUGAGGACUCAAAAUGGAUCUUGCAACAACCAAGCAGAAUGUAAAACGGAAAAUUUGAAGUCAAAAGAAUUUGAAAACAAUCAAUCAAGCAGGACUGACCAAUCUCCACCAAGAACAGUGGGGCACAAGUUAAUUGGAAGAAUAUCAGCCAAUAAGAAUGUAGCAGAUCAGACCGAACAACUGAAAGCAAGUCUUGCAGACAACAACCAAUUAGCAACGACCGCAAAUAUGAAAUCACCUCCGCAACUCUUCCAAGGUUCUCAAAGCCAAGAGAGGUCAACCCAAGAGUUCAUUUCUAUGGCAACACCAAAUAGUGUUAUUCUACAAAGCAGUACAGAGAGGAGUGUAGCUGCUAAUGAGACACUGCUUUUGCAGGGUACCAACUACCUACCAAGUAAAGAGAUGAUAUCAACAGACGAGUCAAAUGGAUCGUCAUGCCCAAGGAAUAACCAGACUACUGAUUUGCAUAUCAUUGCACAGACUCCUUCAAGAAUUCACCUCGUUCUAAACCACUAUCAGAUGUUGUUCUUACUGCGACUGCAACAAUCUAUUCAGAGUUUACAGCAAUCUAUGGAAGCAGACCAGAAUAUGUUUGUGUCUAAAGACAAACCCGCUCCCCUGAUCAGCCGGGUUGUGGCUUUUGAAGCCCCUGACAUCCUAGCAACCCUCGUCAUGCCUCCUAUACCUGGCGAGGAGGAUGACGAGGACGAUAAAGAAGAUGCCAUUAAAGGGGAUUCUUCCUUGGGAAGGACUGGUACAACUCUAUCCGAUGUUGGCUCUACCAGUGAUGCUGUGGAGUCGAAUGUUAACAACAAAACGGAUGAAAAACACUUAACCAAUGAUGAGAGGUCAUCAGGAGCACCUGAUGAAGGCUCACCUGACAGUGAUAUACCCACAGUAGAGAUCUCUGAUUCAUCACCCAUUAAAGACUUGACCACAGAAAGGUUUCAGGGUACUCAGUUUGACGUAACCUCUAAAGCGUCUGCGGGAGCUCCUAUAAGUGGUGGCCCCCCUGGUGCUGUUGUAGUCUCAGAGGAGAUGUCGGUUAAGAGAUCAUCCUCGAUAUCGCAAUCUAGGCUUCCUUCAGACAGCUCCACUCUCUCCAACCAAUCACAGCGUCGUAAAUCACAGGAGGUGCUGACGAGCCACUCCGCGUCUGGAAGUCCAGUCUUCAGGAAUACAGACCUUGGCCAACCUCCUAGGAGCUCCUCCCAGUCAGAUCUUGCCCGUGUCCAUCACACCCAAAUGUCCUUCUCCACAUUACAACAGAUGGAAUCUAACUCUAGUAAAGCCUCAUCCUUGACGUCUUUGGACGAGUCUGUUGACCUGGAUAUGAUUUCAUUGAGUAGUGAUUCAAGCGAAGGUUUUGUGAUGGCGGUCAAGACCGAUGGACAAUCGCUUGGUAGCAGUCAAGGCACAGAGACAGACAGCGAUAUCGGGCAAGAUCAGAGCAAAGUAUCAGCAGAAAGUGCUGAAGAGACAUUACCUGCUGCACCAAUAGAAGAUUACAAGGAUAACAAACACAAACUCAAACAGGUGUCUGUAGUCACCUUUCAUCUGAUUGGUGUAAAUGCAGCUGUAGAGAUCAAUGGGUUGGACAUUGCAGUCAAGGCUGACGUGGCUCACCUUGAAAGAGAGGAGAAAGGAAAUGCAGACUACUCAGCAUUCAUGUCAACAAUAGCAGCAGUUAUAACUUCACCAGGAAAGUCAAAUAAGACAACAGUUAAAGCCAUGGGGAAUCUUUUUAGUUUUCCCCGCUUCAAAGGUGAUCGUAGCAAAAAGACAAAAGUAGACGACAAGAAGGAGGUAGAUGAAUCAGUCAAGGUCCCUGUAGCGCUGUUGAGAUUCCAGAGUGGACCAAGAGCAGAAAUUCUAUCCCCAGGGGGUAGAGAUAGAGGCUUUUUACAGUUGCAGGUGUGUGGUUUAGAUUCGACAUUCCGUAUGUCCACAAUGACUCAUCUAGGCAGCUUUGUAACAGAUGAAGUAAUAGGUGAUGCUAUGCCAAUGUCCAUCAAAGUAUUCAAUUCAAAGAUUGAGUUCAUGGAUGAUAGUCCGGCCAUCUAUCCCACACAUCCAGGCCCUCAACCAAUGUGUCUCGCUUUAUCUAAGGUCUUCAUUCAUCGCUCAGCAGAUGGGGUCUUCCACAUAGAAGGUGUGACAACCAUCCCUCAGACCCCAUCAGCUUCAACUAUCAUGGAAGAUAAAACUCCUACAAUCUCCCCAGCACAGCUUGAAGAAGAAAACCAGCAGCUCAUUUCACAAGUGGUACAAAUGAAGAAGGCGCUAGAUGUCUUAGAGAAUGAGAGGUCUUCGCUUCUAGGGACAUUGGAACACCUUCAGGAGGAAUUGUUGACUGUGGACAGGGAAAGAGAUUACUUAAGGAGUUCAGUAACGGACCUCACAAGACUUCUAAAAUUACAAAGAUAAGGUGGCAGCUAGGAACACUGGCCUAGCUACACAUGUACACACUUCAGUAAAUUUGUAUUGUAUAUAUGCCAUGUCAAGGUAAAUCAGGGUUUUGUUUCAACAAAGCAUCCAUUACUUGAAAUGUAAGUGUAUUACACGAAAAGACAUUGCGAUAAAUAUCAUACGGGCCUACUUGCAACAGAAUGGUUGAUUGACAUGAUUUUGUAUACCACAGGGUCUCCAGGAGAAGGUACACGUACAACAUGCCCAGAAUGCAGCUAAUCUGUUUUUAUAUAACCCUUUUAACACCUGAAGAGUGGCUCAAAGCACUUCCAACACUAUUACCCCUGGUCACUUGGCCAUUUGAUUCAGUCCUUAAACCAUUUCACGUCUUAAAUUUUUCCUUCACUUUGCUAUUAAGCGCCUCAGAAUUGGCAACUUACAAAAUGCCGAAUGAUUAAUUGACGGAACAAUUUUAAAGGCACUGGACACGUUUGUUAAUUGUUAAAGACAGUCUUCUCACUUUAGUAUCUCAACAUAUGC